CCUGAUAACAGAGAUGAAAAAUGAAAGGGGGUGGACAUACAAAUAACAGUCGCGAGGCAAGUUGCGUCUCCGUUCUUUGCGCACGAUUAAACAAACGGACAGAAUCGCGGAUCUGACUAUCAGAGUUCAAGCAGUUCAAGCCACUAGAAAGCAGACUUAACUCCAUUAUGCGGAACCUACUGGUAAAACUACUGUGGCUGACUCUGAUUGUUGGAGGAGGAGCAGCGAUAGUGCCACCACCAUGGGCAAACCCUUCCAACAAUCCUUGCGCUGCUCAGCCUCGUGGAUGGCAGCUGCUUUACUGGCCAGCGGAUGGAAAAUGUUACAAAAUAUUUCAGAUCGGGGCACCUUGUCCACAAACAAUGGAACUGAGCCCAGCAGCUGAAGGAGGAGGUACGGUUGCGGAAUGUAGAUGCCCUCCAGGUACAGCGCAAUCUCCUCGAGAUACGCUUUGUCAUUCGAUAUUCACAAGGGGACCCUGCCCAGCGGGUCAAUAUUUUUCACCUGUUCCAGACAUUAGCGGUAGAUCAAGUUCAAAGCCGAGAUGGGGUGUGUGCCAAGAGCUAGAAUCCUGUCCCGAACAAAGCGAGGCAUAUUGGCCAAGAGAUGGUAAAUGUUAUCCAAAGUUGAGUCGAGGUCCGUGUCCAAGAGGAGAGCUUCUCGUCAUGGGAAAAGAUAAUUUACCGGAAUGUUCGUGCACCUCCGAAGGCGAAUUGGGGAGGUAUCAUUGGCCCGGUGAAGGCGGAGGUUGUCACGAGCACUACACGAAAGGUCCGUGUACAGAAAUUGGGGAAUUAUUUCUGCCAGGAGGGCUGUGCGGCUGCCAUAACGGGCUUCCGCACUAUCACGAAGAGUCAAAUAUGUGUUAUCAAUUAGGUGGAAUAGGACCGUGUUCAAUGGGUCAUCACUUUAUCGUAACGACAACGGAUCAACAGGAUCAUCCAGAGGAAAUUCGAGCUAAAUGCGUCUGCAAACCGGGUCAUGUUCUCUACGAGAAUGGUUUGUGUUAUAGAAUUCACACAAGAGGACCGUGCAAUAACGGUGAAAUGUUAUUGAACGAAACAACUUGUAUCCCUGUGCCAUGCAAAAGAGGGAGACUUUAUUUCCCACAGGAAAAAACCUGUUACAAAAUUGGUUCCAAGGGACCAUGUCCCAACGGUCAAAUAGUUUUAUACGAUUACAACGUGCGACCCUCUCUAGACGGAAUCAGUUACAACGGUGUUUGUGGAUGUACAAACGCCCUCAAAGAGUCUGGUAGAUGUUCGGAGGAUGUGGAAGAAAAUUGCAGAAACACACCUGGCAUGGCUGUGAUUAAUAAAACUUGUUACAAAUUGUACACCAGAGGACCUUGCGCUGAGGGUGAAUGGCUAGUUGCUCAACGAGCAGCCAAAGUCGAUUUAUGGCAGACAGCGGAAGGUGAAGAGAGACCCAGAGCGAGAUGUGAAUGCAGGCCUGGAUAUAAGCGUGUUACAGACAGCGUAGAAGUUUCGGAAGUAGAGAGUAAUAGUUUAAUUUCACCGGGUGGUUGUCAGCCACCAGCAGUCAGUCUGGCAAGAUUUCUCAAUAAACAAAUCAAAUCAAUCGACUUUUGAAACGAUACUAUGCGCUAAUGACUUCUAGAAUUAAGCUAGUCUACAAAAGAUAGUGAAACUUUUAAUGGAUAAUUAAUUUUUACACAUAUGUUAGCCACACAGCUUUAAUAUGGUUAAACCGAAUUGUGAUAAUAGGCAUUGCUAAGUAGCCUAAUAAGCGACAAUCUAGUUAACCAGAAAUAGAAGUAUAUCGAAAUGGCCAGAGAUAUUGUU
This is a messenger RNA of Diprion similis, 1805 nucleotides long. RefSeq lists its product as uncharacterized. The record is from RefSeq and is a predicted model, not a curated record. The transcript has 5 exons. Bases 168 to 1592 code for a protein of 474 amino acids. Lineage: Eukaryota; Metazoa; Arthropoda; Insecta; Hymenoptera; Diprionidae.